AUGAAUUCUUUCAUCCAGGAUAGCGCUAUUGAUCUUUCUCUUGACUCGCAACUUCAGCAUUAUGUACAUCUGCUUGUAUUUCUUCAAUGCUAUGAUUCAUUUAUUCCAGCUCUGCACCUCCCCAUCUUAGCUCUUCUCGACUUCACCAAUCUACCACUGUUUGAUCACUUCCUCAUGGUGGCUGACUUACAUCAUUUUUUCACUUCCGAGAACUGUGUCACAAAUGAUGUGCCCGCUGACUUCCUGGAUCGUCCCCUUCCACCACUUAGUCUGUCUACUCAGCUCCUGAAUACCUUCAGUCAGGCCUAUCAUGAUGGCAUGAAAUCUGUCAAGGAUCCACGGUUUCUGGGUAAUCUUCCAUUUUGGGUAGUUCAGUACUGGCAUGAUUUAGGGUGUGCUAUUGUAGCGAAGGGGUGCUGGAGUUUGGCUCAUGAUUGGCUAUCAGGCCAACGAGAAAAUGCAGACACUGAUCUUGCAGCUGCAAUUGACGAGGUUUUUAGUAGCCUUCAGAUACUUGGGUGGGGUACUACUCUCCGUGGCCCAGCUGCAUCACUCCAGGUGCUUGAUCUUGCAGAGUUCCUAUCAUCCAUGCCAAUGAAGGGCCACUUCAUCCAUAGAUGUGAUGGUGAACGAGAUAUCCCUAUAAAUCCCUCUCAAUCCACAGCUUCGCCAGACAACAAUUGUCGAAAAUCUGGCAUUCAUCGAAACACUACAUUGCAGUCAAGGCUCUCUCAGCUUGGUGAUUCCUUGGUGAAUGAAGAGCUCACAUGUGUCCUAUUUCCUCUGAAUGUCAGUGGCAUACAUUGGACUGUGUUGCUGAUCGAUGGGAAGAAACGAGAGGUCCAUUAUGGUGAUUCAUUGGAUUGGCCGUGGCCAAAGGAAGACAUUAAUCUCAUCCAACGAUGGUUGAGGGAGCAUGGCUUCCAACCAUUGUCCAAAGUCGCAAUGAUCAACACAAUUCAUCAUUUUCUCUUUGAUGUCCUGUUGUUUACGGACAAGAAGAAAUAUUUAUUGUGUAUCAACAAGCUCAUCUAUCUUCUUCAGGGUCAUUUUUCUGCCUCCGACAAUGACUGCCACCCUCCAUCUGAUUCUCCGUUCCAACACACAUCCUUCUCAGAGUUGUCUUUCUCCCGCAAGUCUUCUGCCUCCUCCAUGUCUGCCAAUAUACCACCCUCCAAGUCGCAUGUCUCCCUCAAUCUACAGGUCUCGCCAUCUCAGCCCAGGACCAGGUUGCUGAGGCACUUUAGCAUUAUCUCAUGGCAAGAAUAUCUUGAUGCUGUCCAUGAAGAGGAUCUUGUGCACAGUGAUGAGCAGGAGGACGAGGAAUUCAGUGCAAUGCUGAAAGCAGCAGAACAGAAACUCCUGAAGUGCACUCGUGACCAAGAUCGCCAGCGUGCCCAUUGUGCACGAGUGAAGAAUCCACCAACAUCAUUGCAAAGCCUUGGCUCACAGCCUUCUCACUCACUCACAGAGUUAUCCCGCCCACACUGUGUCAUUAAGAGCCAGUUCGGCAACAAGAUGUUGACCGAGGUUUGGCAAAUGUUGGGUGAGAGCUCUCGGCUAAAGGCAGCAGACUUCUAA
This is a messenger RNA of Suillus bovinus, 1581 nucleotides long. RefSeq lists its product as uncharacterized. The coding region runs from base 1 to 1581 and encodes 526 amino acids. The record is from RefSeq and is a predicted model, not a curated record. The transcript is spliced from 4 exons. NCBI's taxonomy places the organism in Eukaryota, Fungi, Basidiomycota, Agaricomycetes, Boletales, Suillaceae.